This is a messenger RNA of Xenopus laevis (African clawed frog), 1594 nucleotides long. RefSeq names its product nuclear receptor subfamily 2 group E member 3 L homeolog (gene nr2e3.L). NCBI's taxonomy places the organism in Eukaryota, Metazoa, Chordata, Amphibia, Anura, Pipidae. The record is from RefSeq and is a predicted model, not a curated record. Bases 301 to 1512 code for a protein of 403 amino acids. The transcript has 9 exons.
AGAAUGGACACCUCGUUAAUUCUUCGUGGGUCUACAUGACUGAUCCACCUUCUCAUAGACAGUAAAGAUUAAGAGGAUGACAAGAGGCAUCUGCUUACGCAGCGUUAGGAGCUAAUCUUCAGGCCCUAAGAAAAACUCUUGACCAUCGACAAAGAAUUUCCUGGGUCAUCAGCCGUUCCCUUUGGGGAUUUAAAUUAAAGAUCAUCAGGAUCUUUGCAGUUAAAGAAGACACUUGCACAAGAAUCUGCACACUUGAACUGCCAAGAGUCUAAAGACAAGACCAAAAUCAAUCAGUUCAAUAUGAGUUCUCCCACAGGAUCGUUUCUGAGCACAGAAGACAGUCAAUCAGUUCCCAGUCCGGCCCCAGGUCCUGCUCCUAACCCUCACCUUUUGUGCAGAGUGUGCGGGGACAGUAGCAGUGGAAAACAUUAUGGCAUAUUUGCUUGUAACGGUUGCAGUGGCUUCUUCAAGAGAAGCGUUCGCAGGAAGCUCAUAUACAGGUGCCAGGCUGGCACAGGAUUGUGCCCAGUGGACAAGGCCCAUAGAAACCAGUGCCAAGCCUGCAGACUAAAGAAAUGCCUUCAGACGGGUAUGAACAAGGAUGCUGUCCAGAAUGAGCGUCAGCCUCGUAGUACAGCUCAGAUCCGCCUUGACAGUAUUGACUUGGACACAGAUAGCCGCUCUGAACACUUAGCCACUACACGGGAUCCUCCUCCUUCCUGCCCACAAGGCAACACUCUUAGAACCCCUAUACCCAGCACCAUGUCAGGAACUCUAAGCCCCCCACACAACCACCGCUUCAUGGCUAGCUUGAUGACAGCAGAGACAUGUGCCAAGCUGGAGCCAGAAGAAGCUGAUGAGAAUAUUGAUGUUACAAGUGAUGAGCCAGAGCGAACACCAACUGACUUCCAGAUAUCCGGGUUCCCAAUGUCUAGUCCAGAAGGAGUGUAUGAAACGUCAGCUAGGCUUCUCUUCAUGGCUGUUAAAUGGGCCAAGAACCUCCCAGUUUUCUCUAAUCUUCCAUUCCGGGACCAGGUUAUCCUGCUGGAGGAAGCGUGGAGUGAAUUAUUUCUUCUAUGUGCCAUUCAAUGGUCUAUGCCUCUUGACAGCUGCCCUCUGCUCUCUGUACCAGACUUGUCUAGUCAAGUUCAUGGGAAAUCUGUGUCCUCCAUAGACAUCCGAAUCCUCCAAGAAACAAUCAGUCGGUUCAAGUCACUUAAUGUUGACCCUACAGAAUUUGCCUGUUUGAAAGCUGUUCUGCUCUUUAAACCUGAAACAAGAGGUCUGAAAGACCCAGAACAAAUAGAAAACCUUCAAGAUCAAUCUCAGAUGAUGUUGGCUCAGCACACAAGGAAUCAAUACCCAACCCAGCCCGUUAGGUUUGGGAAGCUUUUGCUCCUUUCUCCAUCACUGCGAUUUAUUUCAUCUGAACAUAUUGAGCUGCUUUUCUUCCACCGGACCAUAGGAAACACUCCUAUGGAAAAACUGCUUUGUGAUAUGUUUAAGAACUAAAAUAAUAAACUUUUACAUCACAAAUGACAUAUACUCAAGCACUUUAAGGAGAUAAACGCUGAGAGGCUUGGGCCUUAUUUAA